Molecule: messenger RNA, 4800 nt
Organism: Neomonachus schauinslandi (Hawaiian monk seal)
Lineage: Eukaryota; Metazoa; Chordata; Mammalia; Carnivora; Phocidae
Gene: PPFIBP1
Product: PPFIA binding protein 1
Exons: 27
Coding region: 22-3057 (1011 amino acids)
Biological process (GO): neuromuscular junction development
Cellular component (GO): presynaptic active zone
Molecular function (GO): protein binding
Source: RefSeq, a predicted model, not a curated record
UUGCCCUUGACAGAUACCAAAAUGAUGAGUGACGCAAGUGACAUGUUGGCAGCGGCGUUGGAGCAGAUGGAUGGGAUUAUAGCAGGUUCUAAGGCGCUGGAAUAUUCCAAUGGGAUUUUUGAUUGCCAGUCUCCCACCUCCCCGUUCAUGGGAAGCCUUCGAGCUCUGCACCUUGUGGAAGACCUGCGUGGCUUAUUAGAGAUGAUGGACACAGAUGAAAAGGAAGGUUUGAGAUGCCAGAUCCCAGAUUCAACAGCAGAAACGGUCGUCGAAUGGCUUCAGAGUCAAAUGACAAAUGGACACCUGCCCGGGAAUGGAGAGGUGUAUCAAGAAAGGCUAGCACGUUUAGAAAAUGAUAAAGAAUCUCUCGUUCUUCAGGUAAGUGUGUUAACAGACCAGGUAGAGGCUCAAGGAGAGAAGAUUCGAGAUUUGGAGUUUUGUCUUGAAGAGCACAGGGAAAAGCUGAAUGCUACAGAAGAAAUGCUGCAGCAGGAGCUUCUGAGUAGGACAUCCUUAGAAACUCAGAAGUUGGAUCUGAUGGCUGAAAUAUCUAACUUGAAGCUAAAACUGACAGCUGUAGAGAAGGACAGAUUGGAUUAUGAAGAUAGGUUCAGAGACACCGAGGGGCUAAUGCAAGAGAUCAAUGAUUUGAGGUUAAGAGUCAGUGAAAUGGACAAUGAAAGACUUCAGUAUGAAAAAAAGCUGAAAUCAACUAAAUCUUUAAUGGCCAAACUUUCUAGCAUGAAAAUCAAGGUGGGUCAGAUGCAGUAUGAAAAGCAGCGGAUGGAGCAAAAAUGGGAGUCACUGAAGGACGAACUGGCAUCUUUAAAAGAACAACUGGAGGAGAAGGAAUCUGAAGUAAAAAGGCUACAAGAAAAAUUGGUGUGCAAGAUGAAAGGAGAAGGGGUGGAAAUUCUUGACCGAGAUAUUGAAGUGCAAAAAAUGAAAAAGGCUGUGGAGUCUUUGAUGGCAGCAAAUGAAGAAAAGGAUCGGAAAAUAGAAGAUCUUCGACAGUGCCUGAAUAGGUACAAGAAAAUGCAAGAUACGGUGGUACUGCCCCAAGGCCAAGAUGGCGACUUUGAAGAUCUGCUCACUUCCGGUUCCAUCUCUACUUUGCUGGAUGUGCAGGGUUUUAGUGACCUGGAGAAAAGUCUAUCACCUACACCAAUCAUGGGAUCUCCCAGUCGUGACCCAUUUAACACAAGUGUUCCGGAAGAGUUCCACACCAGCAUCUUGGAAGUUUCAAUCCCUUCAUCACUGCCAGCAUCUAAGGGCUUGGAAGCUUCUGAAAAAACAAAAUUGCCUCCUCAACCAGAGACUUCAUUUGAAGAAAGCGAUGGAAAAAUAAUCCUUGGUGCUGCUGUUGAAACCGAGCCUUGUGAUAGUCUUUCAACUUCAAGUCUGCAAAAGUCCAGCAGCCUGGGCAAUCUGAAGAAAGAGUCAUCAGACGGGGAAAAGGAGUCUGUUCGGAAGCCUUCAGAGGAUAAAGCUCCAGUAGAAAGCAGCCCGUUUGGGAGCCUCCCUCCGAAAGCUCCAGGACAUGAUGCCUCCAUGGACGACAACCCUUUUGGCACUCGGAAAGCCAGAUCUUCUUUUGGGCGUGGCUUUUUUAAAAUAAAAAAUAACAAGAGGACUGCGAGUGCACCAAACUUGGCUGAAACAGAGAAGGAGACAGCUGAGCACCUAGAUCUGGCUGGUGUAUCUUCCCAGCCAAAAGAUUCGCAGGGAAGCAGUCCCUUCCAGAUAUCUCCACCAUCGCCGGAUUCCAAAAAGAAAUCCAGAGGUAUCAUGAAACUCUUUGGAAAACUUAGGAGAAGUCAGUCAACUACAUUCAACCCGGAUGACAUGUCUGAGCCCGAAUUCAAAAGAGGAGGGACAAGGGCAACUGCAGGACCACGACUGGGUUGGUCUCGAGAUUUGGGACAAUCUAACAGUGACUUGGAUAUGCCAUUUGCCAAAUGGACCAAGGAGCAGGUUUGCAGUUGGCUUGUGGAACAAGGCUUGGGAUCCUACCUGAAUUCUGGCAAGCACUGGAUUGCAUCUGGCCAAACCCUUCUGCAGGCUUCUCAACAAGAUCUGGAGAAGGAACUUGGAAUUAAGCAUUCACUUCAUCGAAAGAAACUCCAGCUGGCACUGCAAGCCCUGGGGUCCGAAGAAGAAACCAACCAUGGAAAGCUGGAUUUCAACUGGGUCACUAGAUGGUUGGAUGAUAUCGGUCUCCCCCAGUACAAGACCCAGUUUGACGAAGGACGGGUAGAUGGUCGAAUGCUCCAUUACAUGACUGUUGAUGACUUACUAUCUUUGAAAGUCGUGAGUGUGCUACACCAUCUCAGUAUCAAAAGGGCUAUCCAGGUCCUGAGGAUCAAUAACUUUGAACCCAACUGUCUGCGGAGGCGGCCCUCUGACGAGAACAGCAUCACCCCAUCAGAAGUUCAGCAGUGGACCAACCAUCGGGUGAUGGAGUGGCUGCGCUCCGUGGACUUGGCAGAAUAUGCCCCCAAUCUCAGAGGCAGUGGUGUCCAUGGUGGGCUCAUGGUUCUAGAACCUCGUUUUAAUGUAGAAACAAUGGCUCAGUUAUUGAACAUCCCACCAAGUAAGACCCUCUUGCGAAGACAUUUGGCUACUCACUUCAACCUUCUGAUCGGUGCUGAGGCCCAGCACCAAAAGCGUGAUGCCAUGGAGUUACCAGAUUAUGUACUGCUAACAGCCACUGCCAAAGUGAAGCCAAAGAAACUUACCUUCAGCAAUUUUGGGAAUCUGAGAAAGAAGAAACAGGAAGAUGGGGAAGAAUAUGUUUGUCCAAUGGAAUUGGGACAGGCUUCAGGAAGUACUUCUAAGAAAGGAUUUAAACCUGGAUUGGACAUGCGCCUAUAUGAUGAAGAUGAUUUGGACCGGUUAGAGCAGAUGGAGGAUUCAGAAGGGACGGUGAGACAGAUAGGGGCGUUCUCUGAAGGCAUCAACAAUCUAACACACAUGUUAAAGGAGGAUGACAUGUUUCGAGAUUUUGCCGCCCGUUCCCCCAGCGCCAGCAUUACUGACGAGGACUCCAACGUUUAAGCCAAGCACUUGGUUGAGCAUGAGGAGCCCCUCGUCUUUUCUCCACCUGAUUUCUCAAACAGCUCGCAGAAGAUCUAACAAGCAGCAGAUUGUAUACGGUUUAUCAUUCCACCUUCUCAGAAGUGGAAACGGGAAGUGGGGGGGGGUGGGUACCUAUUUUGAAGAUGCCAUGAAAAAUGAGACACUGGUGAAUGAGAGUAUAAUUGUCCUCUAUAUUUAAUGUAAAAAUAUGUGAUAUAUUUAAAGUGUUGCAUUUAAUUCGAGUGUUUUACCUAGCGUUUCACGUUCACAUUCAGCAGUAUGCAGGAUUUGGGAAGCGGGAAGCAGUGCGUGGAUGAUCUUGUCACGUCUGUGUGACAGCCCUGUGGCCGUCAAAGCAGGACAUUACAUGCUUCCAAAAGCAGUAUGUGGGAUUUCUUCAUGCGUUCAGUGCGCCCGCUAAAUGCCAGCCGCACCUCCACUUUCCUCUUAUUGUCCUAUUUUAUAUAUUUUUCUAAAUACGUGUAUAUAUUUAGUACAUAGAAAAUAGAACUUUUAUUUUGUGACAUACGGAAGAUGGUGAAAAGCAAAUACAGUGAUCAAAAUGGUCAUAUACCAGCUGGUCCUUGGAAAGGUUGGGAUGAUCUCUCCUUCUCCACAACUGAAUUUUAAUGAUAUUAAUAUUGAUCAUCCCAACUAAAUUAAGAUAUAUGAAAUACCCCUUCUUUGAUCACAUAUCACCCAAUGUUGAAGAGUUAAAAAAGUUUCAACCUCCAUCUUGGAUCCUUUCACCUCAAAAGGAAGAACGCCAGGGAUGUUUAAAUACUAUUAACGCAAAUGCAUUCAAAAGUUCCCCCCAAAUUUGUAGAAAUGAUUUCUGAAGAAACCAAACCUAAACAAAAACCUUUACAGUAUUAAGCUGCUUAUUUUCCUUCUUGCUAAAUAUAUCAUUAUGUCAAAAUACUAACAAUGUACCUACUGUUAUUGAUUGUACAUUUCUCAGGCUAUCAAUGAAUGGGAUUUUGUUAAGCUGAAUAUUCGUCUGAACAUUUUGUCUCAGAGUUCAAUAACGCUGAGGCUGCAAAAUGAGUUUUAGAAUGGCUAUACUGUGAUGAGAAAAUGUAGUUCAUGUUUUUCUAUAGCACAGGGCCCAGACAGCAUCUCUAAAGGGGAGAGCCGUGGCAAAAACUUACUGUGUUUAUCAUUUUUUUUAGGGGAAUUCAAAAAAAAUCCUAUUUUUUAUUCACUACUACAUCACUUCUCACGAUAGCCAACUUGGCAAAGACAGGUUUUCAUAAAUUGGCAUGGGGAUGGGCAGUUCAGUAUGUGCCAGUGGAUUUGCUUAUAAAUUAUAUUUAAAUGUCAGUGGUGUGAUCUUGCAAGCUAUUAGCAGGUUACUUUCCAACAAGGGCCUGUAAUACCAAAUUACUGUUUAUUCAUGACUAAAAUGAUCUGAUGCUAAUUAAUAGUCUUUUGCUCCCUACCAUUCAUCGUUUGGUAACUGUAUUGGGCUCUUACAUAUUAGUGCUUUAUUUUAAUGUGAACAUAUGUCACCAUUUGAAAAACAAUUUCUUAUUCAAACCUGGUUAAAAAAAAAUACCAGGAGACUGUUAUAGAUGCCAAAUAUUCUUUAUUCAGGGCAGUGUAACAUAACUGAUGAUACGUGAUAAAGUUAAAAUUUUUUUGAUGAUAUAUAUUUUAUUUACAAAACAUUGUACACUGCUGGUAUUAUCAUAUGAAAAGAAAUAAAGUCAAUUGAUAAUU